GAAAAAGUAACCUCGGAAUGAAAAUGUGAAGAUACCUAAGAUGGAGCUGGGCUGUUGGAGAGUGGUGGAAGAGCGAAUAGUGGCUGGAGUUGGACCACCAGCAACGGCUGGAGUGGCUGGACCACCUGCGAGGAGUGGAGCUCAAGCCUCAAGGACUGUUGGAUGUUGGAGAACAGAGGAGAGGCACGAUAUGAAAUUGCAGGGUUUAAUGAAGAAGCUUGAGGAGAGAGAGCAACGGCUGGACAUUAGAGCUGGAGAACAGAGGAGAGAUCGGCCGAAUGUUGGAGAAAAGAGGAUAGGCACGUUGUUUUGGCUAGGGAAUCUUUUUUUUUUUUAAUUCUUGCAUAAUGUAUCGGUCAAAUUUUGGUGUACCAGUCGGUACACGAAAUUUUGGUCGGUACAUCAAAAUUUAACUGAAAUCCCAAAAUUUUGACCAAAAUAAAAUUCUAAUUUAUUC
Rubroshorea leprosula is the source of this 457-nucleotide messenger RNA. The record is from the annotation of a GenBank genome assembly. NCBI's taxonomy places the organism in Eukaryota, Viridiplantae, Streptophyta, Magnoliopsida, Malvales, Dipterocarpaceae.